CCCUGGUGGAGUGCAAGAGCGGCUACGGCCUCGCCCUGGACGCCGAGCUCAAGAUGCUGCGUGUGAUCGAGCGCGCGCGGCGGGAGCUGCCCAUGGGCAUCUCGGCCACUUACUGCGGGGCGCACUCGGUGCCCAGUGGAAAAACUGCCCUGGAAGCGGCUGAUGACAUCGUCAGUAAUCACCUCCCCAAGCUGAAGGAACUCCGCAGGAGUGGGGAGAUACACCUCGACAACAUAGACGUGUUCUGUGAGGAGGGCGUCUUUGAUCUGGCUUCCACAGGAAGGAUUCUGCAGAGCGGAAAAGAGAUGGGGUUGCAGAUCAACUUCCACGGCGAUGAGCUGCAUCCUAUGAAGGCUGCUGAGCUUGGGGCAGAGCUGGGAGCCCUGGCGGUCAGCCACCUGGAGGAGGUGAGUGAUGAAGGCAUUGCUGCCAUGGCAACGGCAGGGUGCUCCGCCAUCCUGCUGCCCAGCACGGCGUACAUGCUGAGACUGAAGCAGCCUAGAGCCAGAAAGAUGUUAGAUGAAGGGGUCAUAGUUGCCCUGGGCAGUGAUUUCAACCCUAAUGCAUACUGCUUUUCAAUGCCGAUGGUCAUGCAUCUGGCCUGUGUGAACAUGAGAAUGUCCAUGCCCGAGGCCUUGGCUGCGGCCACCAUCAAUGCGGCUUAUGCUCUGGGAAAAUCACACACACAUGGAUCUUUGGAAGUUGGCAAACAGGGGGAUUUCAUUAUCAUCAAUGCAUCCAGAUGGGAGCAUCUGAUUUACCAGUUUGGAGGCCAUCAUGAAUUAAUUGAAUAUGUUAUAGUUAAAGGAAAAGUCGUCUAUAAAAAGUGAUAGAAUUGCAAGGAAAGAAAAGGUAUUUUACAUGUAUCAAAUAAGUCAGUACAGCUAUUACACCCUACAAGUCCUUUAGAUAAGUGAAAAUUCUUUAGCAGUUUACCAGAGCUAUGCCACUUUAAAUAUAUUUCAGUUGUCUUGUUAAUUCACUUAACAAAACUCAGGUGGUUGAUUUAUUUGAUUUGAACGUGUGCACAGGAACAUAUAAACAAGUAAAUUGCUAUUGGUGAAUCAUUAAAUUGUUUCACAAAUAAUUUUUAGAAGUGUUCUGAAGAUCAAUACAAUGGAAUAUCACAAAAAUGCCUUUGUGGAAAAACCACACUUGGCUUGAAAUUUCCAUUUUGUUUUCAGACCUCAGUUCUCCUUUUUUAAGCUGUAUUUCAUGACCAUUGGGGAAUGGAAAGAAAUCUGGAUGUUAUGCCCCAAAUUAAGCUCAAUAUGUUUUUCUAGUAAGCAAAUAGUAUUUUCUUUUCCCACACAGUUUGAGUUUCAAGAUACUUUUCAAAUGAAUUCAUGUGUAUAGUGUAUGGGGGGGCUGUUCUUCCACUUCUAAAGUCUUUUCAUCCCUAGCAAUGAAAUUUGACAGCAGAACUGAAGACUUGUCAUUUUACACAGAGUUGCAGGAGCCUUUUUGUAGUAGACGCAUUUUAAUCAACUCAAAAUAUUAAUUCUUGAAAUUGUUUUAAUGUUUUCAAUUUUGCGCACCACAUUGUAUGAAAAACAUAUUACAGAUCU
Messenger RNA from Fukomys damarensis (Damara mole-rat), 1568 nucleotides. RefSeq names its product amidohydrolase domain containing 1 (gene Amdhd1). The transcript has 6 exons. The record is from RefSeq and is a predicted model, not a curated record. Bases 54 to 830 code for a protein of 258 amino acids. Gene Ontology annotation, cellular component: cytoplasm. NCBI's taxonomy places the organism in Eukaryota, Metazoa, Chordata, Mammalia, Rodentia, Bathyergidae. Gene Ontology annotation, molecular function: imidazolonepropionase activity.